Molecule: messenger RNA, 6624 nt
Organism: Oncorhynchus gorbuscha (pink salmon)
Lineage: Eukaryota; Metazoa; Chordata; Actinopteri; Salmoniformes; Salmonidae
Product: golgin subfamily B member 1-like
Exons: 18
Coding region: 353-6526 (2057 amino acids)
Molecular function (GO): protein binding
Source: RefSeq, a predicted model, not a curated record
GGGAGAGGAGGUGGUGAGGUAACUUUAGACGCAUGUCUGAAGCUAGUCAGCUACUUGCUGCAGCCGAGCUGCUGCUCUCAUGAUUAAUGCAAUUUGUGUGUGUGUGUGUUUGUGUGUGUGUGUGUGUGUUACACCACAGCAAAGGGUCAAGAAAGAGAUGGAAGAGAGGACAAAGACAGAGAAGCGAAGGGAGAGAAAGAGGGAGGUCAGAGACGUAUAUAGAGAAAGAAGAGAAGGGAUGCAGUUUUGAGAAAGAGAGGGGGUGUGUGACUGAGGUUGGAGAAGGAGUGUGUUUGUUGGUUUGCUACCGGACAGUGGAUGAAUGCAGGGAGAGGAUCAGUAAGGUUUCUGAAUGGAAACCGUUGGUUUGCAGGUUCUAGAGAGGAGGUCACCCAUGAACAACAACCAUGGAGGGGAACAUGAUUACAACAGCGGAACCGGAGCUCACUCUGUAACCAUGGAAACAGGUCCCACUGGCACCCCGGACCUCCAGGUUCUGACCCACAGAGUGAAGCUUCUAGAGCACAGCCUGAGAGACAACGUCAGCUCCUUCACUGAGUCUGAGAGCGCUCUGCACAGCAGGAUUAGAGAGUUGGAGGUGUCAGAACAGAGCCUGCUACAGAAGGUGGAGGACCUUACUUCCAACUCAGUCCUCCACUGCCCCAGCAUGCUGCAGCGCCAGAGGCUGGAUGAGCGGCUCCACACGCUGAGGGAGGAGGUACGCUCCAUGUCCCAGGAGAAGGAGCGUGGGGAUCGUGUGUGGAGGGAGAGGCUGCGGCGCUGCCAGGCCCAGCUCAGGGCUAAAGAAGAGGAGAUGGGCCGCCAGUCUCAGUACUUUGAGCACUUUAAGAGCCAGCUACACCACAAGCUAGGCCUGGCCAGAGACAGAGAGCAGGGCCUGCAGACCAGACUCCACCAGCUGGAGCGACCGGUGCUGGAGAUGAACGUAUCUGCUGCCACCUACAUAGCCCCUCUCAACACAGCUAGCACCAACUCUGUUACUGCAGACAAUGUCAAGUCCAUCAUGGUACCAACCUCAGGCCAACAGAGAACAGAGACAGAGAGACUGCCCCACCCAAGGGAGGAAGGAGAAGGAGAGGAGGAGGACGGUGAGGAGAAGACACAGCGGAGACACUACGGACAACAGCUCCAGCAGAAGCAGGGAGCGGAUGAUAGAGAAAUAGAGGGAGAAAGAGAGGGGGAGGAAGGGGAAGAUGGUGAGAGUCUGGGGGGUGAGGCUAGACUGAGAAGCUUCAUCCUCAGCCUCCAGGAGGACCUCAGCAUUCUGCUGGAGAGGGAGGAGCAGGGGCUGGCGGAGCAGAGGGGGCUGAUGGAACAGUUGGAGGAAGCGCAGGAGAACAACCACUUCUUGUCCUGUACGUUGGAGGAGAUGAGGACGGUGGUCCACAGACUGAAGCUGACAGAGAGCUCCCUGAUGGAGGAGGUGGAGGAGCUGCAAGAGGAGAACCAGAGACUGUGUCAGAGGCUCAGCCACACUCUGAGACAGACCAACCACAGCCUGGUUUCUACUGACCCCAGACCUGUCUCUACCCCCAGCCUGGCUACCUCCCUGCCAAACACCUCUGGCCUGGGUCAACCAGUUCCCUGCUCUGUGAACAACACUGACCCCAGACCUGUUUCUACCCCCAGCCUGGCUACCUCCCUGCCAAACACCUCUGGCCUGGGUCAACCAGUUCCCUGCUCUGUGAACAACACUGACCCCAGACCUGUCUCUACCCCUAGCCUGGCUACCUCCCUGCCAAACACCUCUGGCCUGGGUCAACCAGUUCCCUGCUCUGUUAACAACACUGACCCGGUGAAGAUGAUCCCAGGCCAGUCUUCACUAGACACAUACCCCUCUGCUCAACACCAUGGAGCAACAGAGAGGUCGCAGGAAAACUCCACUCUGCCUCUGCCCCAGCCGGACCUCCUGAACCUCUCAGGCCACCGUAGCCAGAACCCCGGCCUCAUAUCCCUGGGUACUAAGAGCGUUGAGGGUCUGGGGGAGUUGACCCUGAGGGACUGGUGUCCUGGUCCUGGGUGCUUCCCCUCUCUCAACCUGGAGGAGGGAACAAGCGAGGAGACUGAGGCCCUGAAAGAGGCUUACAGGAGCAUGGGGGGCGACAUGGACUCACUCCGGGACCACAGGGACCAGCUGGAGAGCACUCUACGACACACACAGGACCAGCUGCACAGGGUGACCGAGGAGAACGCCCGACUGAAAUGUAAACUCAGGGCGCAGGGAGAAACGUGGGCCUGCGAGGUGGAGCAGGCGUCCUCGCUUGUUGGCGAGAGCAUGACAAAUGUCCAGGAUAAUAAGGUGUCAACUCCAAACCUCGUCCCCCAGAGUUGCAGAGAGCUCACUGCAACUCCAUAUCAGAAUGAUACUAUCCUCGCCUUAGCCCAGGAUGACCUGUCCCUGUAUGCCUUAGCCCAAGAUGACCUAGCCCUAGCCUUGAACCAGGAGAACCGGGCCCUGGGCAGGCGUAUCCAGGAGCUCCUAGCCCACAUAGAGAGGCAGGAGGGGGAGAGUGAGAGGGAGCUAGUCCAGCUCAGGCUGCAAGUGUCCCUGCUAGAGAGGGAGAGCAGCAGGCUGGAGCAGGAGAACCUGGAGCAGGGAGGUCUCAUCACUGAGCUGACCAGGAAGACUGAGGAUGACCUCAACACUAUCAUAGAGCUGCAGGAAAGACAGGUCGAGAGCGGUCAGCUAGGCCUACAGCAGGGUGACAGUGGUUUGACCACUGAGUUAGAGUCAGAGUGCGGUCAACAGGGUGAGCAUGCGGUCGGCUCAGUGCACGCUCAACAGGGUCAACCCACAGUAGGGGUUGUGACCAGUUUACAAGGUGAUCAGACGCCAGGGUCAGUGAAUAAUGGUGUACCACAGGUUGACCACACGGUUGAGUCAGUGUGUAGUCAGCAGGAGGACCGUUUGACCACGGAGUCAACGUGCAGGCUUAGAGAGAAGAGGGACGAGCUGAUUGGCUAUCUCAGUGAUCUCAAAGAGGAAAGAGAACAGGUAGCCCUCUCACUUAGCAGUCAGACAGAGGAGAAACACCAGCUAACACGCUCCAUGUGGGUUCUGAAAGAAGAACGCGACCAGAUCCAUAAAUCACUCUGUGGUUUAAAAGAAGAGAAAGAACAGCUGACAAGGUCCCUCUGUGGUCUGAAAGAUGAGAGAGACAAGGUGAUGCGGUCAAUGUGUGGUUUAAAAGAGGAGAGAGACCAGCUAGUUCAGUCAGUGUUUGGACUCCAGGAGGAGAGAGACCAGCCAGUUCAGUCAAUGUCUGGACUCCAGGAGGAGAGAGACCAGCUCGUUCAGUCAAUGUCUGGACUCCAGGAGGAGAGAGACCAGCUCGUUCAGUCAAUGUCUGGACUCCAGGAGGAGAGAGACCAGCUCGUUCAGUCAAUGUCUGGACUCCAGGAGGAGAGAGACCAGCUCGUUCAGUCAAUGUCUGGACUCCAGGAGGAGAGAGACCAGCUAGUUCAGUCAAUGUCUGGACUCCAGGAGGAGAGAGACGGCCAAAAAGAUGAGAGAGACCAGUUGAUGCAGUCAUUGUGUGGUUUAAAGGGACAGAGAGACCAGCUAACACAGACACUCAGCCGUCUAGAGCAGGAAAGAGACAGGCUGUCAUCUCUCAGCCUUCAAACACGAGAGCGGUACCAGGUGGACCAGUUUGUCUCUGAUCUAAAAGAAGAGAAAGAGCAGCUAGUUCAGUCAAUGGAUGUUCUGAGAGAACAGAGAGAACAGCUCACAGAGGAGAGAGACCAGUUGCAGAUGGACGUCGCUACUCUACGGUAUCAGCUGCUGUUACAGGGGCGGAGCCACAACCAGCAGCCCUCAGAGAACCACGUUGGCAAGGCAACACGCACAGAGGUUGUGGCUACAGAGAGAGGGAUGCCAAAAAUGCCAAAAAUGCAUGAUGAUGGUGAUGUCACUCAUAGAUGUCUGGCCAUGGUCUACUCCUACAAGACCAUCCGUCUGGCACAGUCUGCACAGGACCACUUGGGAGAGAAGGAGGGAACAGAUAUGGAGCAGAGUGAACUGAUGGGGGAGAUCGAGUCGCUGGGGUUAGAACUCAGAAGCUCACGAGAGGUACUGAAGAAGACCCAAUCAGAGGCUCAAAGGUGGUACCGUGAGCUGGGUGUGUCUGAGGUCAGACGAGAGGAGGCUGAGAAGAGGGCGGGAAAGGCAGCCAAUGAGGUGAAGGGGAUGAGAGAGGAAACCAAGGAGGUGGAGAAGACAAAGAGGGAAAACCACACACUGAGAGCAGAGUUGGGAGCGGUGAAGAGCAGACUAUUGUGUCUGGAGAGAGAGAAGAACGAUGCUCACUCACUGAGGAUCAAGAUCCAGGAGAAGUUCAGCUUGCUUCAGGCUGAACUCAAAGCCAAGAGUGUUGCUCUGAAGGAGCUGAGUUCAGAGUACACAUCUCUGAAGGGAGAGCAGGGCAGCAGAGAGGACUGGAGCAACACACUCACCUUACUGAGGGUGCGCUAUGAUGACAUCAGAAAUAAGUACAAUGUUCUCCUGAGAAAGAGUCAGACGGAUCUGGACAUAGCUCCUCUAAAGGCCAAGCUGUCAUGUCUGGUGGUGAAGUGCCAGCAGAGGAACAGUCUACUGGUGCAGUUGAUGCGAGCCCUGCGUCGGUAUGGCUGCCUGGACUACAAUCUGACCCAGGAGGCUGAGGACCUGCUUAAUGACACAGCACUGCAGGACUACGCCAGCACUUUCACACCCCCAUCCACUGCAGCUCUGCAGGAGAACUCCCACCUUCUCCCACCUGCAGCCUCAGAACGACCAGAGUGCUCACAGACCUCUGCUGCAGCCUCCGCAGCACAGGAGCUGAGUAAAGCUGUGUCUGAAGGCAGUAGGAGGGAACACUUCAGAGUGUGUGUGGCCACAGAAGACUACUGCCCCUCUCCGAACAUGCCUCACACUCUACUGCCAAUGCUGCCCCUUUCUGCGGGUGAAUCAGUCCAAGUCACUGGACUCCCAGACAGACAUGGGAUGUACCAUGCCGAGUUGAAAGGGGAGUCUGGCCUGGUCCCUGCCCGUUUCUUAGAGGAGAAUGGGAGACCACUCAUCCUGACUUCCCCCUCGCCAGAGAGAUGUGCCAGUCUGACUAGGAAGCUGACCAGUCCAGGGAAGAUAAUCAACCUUCACCAGCAGUUGCAGAACACUCUCUCCAACAGCUACCAGGUUUUCCCUUCCAAGACCAGCCCCCAGGUUUACUCCCGUCCCCCUCCAGGACAGGGGUACUCCCCAGGAUACCCCAACCACAACCCUGCUGCCCCCAACCAACCCAAGCAUACCCUUGUAGCAGCUACCCCUCUUAUUACUAGUACUAGUCUCCUAUCUGCCACUGCCCCCACUAAAACUACCAGUGAUGGUGCUACCUCUUCUAAGCAGACCCCAAACAGAGCACAUCCAACUACCAGCCCUCCUGUCUACACCACCACCACCACUACUGCCCUUAGCAGUGGUAAAGAACCCCUCUCUAAAACUGGCUCUGCUGCUGCUACCUCCAAUGUUACAACCCCUGUUAAUACCCCUCCUACCGCUGUGGCCCGGACUGUUAAAGCACAAACUACCACUGCCUUGUGGAACACUGCUCCCACCAAAUCUGCCCCUCCACCUAUUACCGCUGGAACUACAGCCCCCACCAAAAUGGCCCCCAUCACUACUGCUCUUCCCCUUGCUGAGUUGUCACGACUGCCUGAUGAGGACCAUUGCAUCAAGAAGCCCCUCUCCAACCUCCAGCCUGAACAAGCUAAACCACCCAAACCCAGAGCUAUACCAGAACCUCCAGCUGAGGUGAGCUCUGUUGAGGUCAUCAGGACGGUGGGACAGAGCAGCCUCAUGAUUGGUUGGGAGAGACCGCCACUGGAUGAGCUGGGCUGCAGCAACGGAACCUUUGUGUAUGGAUACAUGAUCUAUGUAGAAGGGGAGUUCCACAAGUCUGUCAUGAGCUCUGCAUGCACGAAGUGUAUUCUGGAGAAUCUGGAUCUGUCCGGCCCGGUCCACAUCAGUGUUCAGACCCUGGGCUCCAACGGUCUCUAUGCGGAGAAGGUCCACCUCAUCUACAGGGGAAAACACACCCACUUUAGGACAGAUCACACCCGUGUCAACACAGCUUCUGCUGCUCCCUGCACAGACCCUGCCUACCGAGACUGCAGGACUCCGCCCACACACCGACACAAUGGCUCCACCCAACCACUUGUGGCCAUCUACAACUACAACCCUCUGAAGGACAGUCCUAACCUCCACCCCAGCAGAGAGCUGGCCCUGAGAGAGGGAGAAACCGUCAUGCUGCUAGGCAACCCACGCAACGACGGCUUCUGUCAGGCCGAGGUGAAUGGCAGACGAGGUCUGGCUCCUGUGGCGUUAUUAGAGGAAGUUCCUGUUCCAGACAGACAUGUAAGCCCCGCCCCUCCCCAAUCUUCUCCUGAGAGAGGAGCAGAUGAUAGGCCACUGUGCCUGCCAAUCAGAGAGAAAACACGAUGGGCCUCUGUGACUGUCAAUCAGUGAGAGAACAAGAUGAGAGAGAUUAUAGUGGCCAGAGUUAAUGACAUCGUCAAGCACUGCCUGCUUGUGACACAAACGUUCAUAACCGCUCGCUGCCCAAA